AUGUUGACGGACGCGGUGACGAAAUGCGGGCGCGACAGCGAGCGAAGGCUUUACAUGUACGGCAUCAGCUCGAACCGCUGUCCCAAGUGUCAAGCGAGACUCCGCGGGGACAACAGCACAUGCAUCAACUGUCAUUACUCUCACAAGACGCUGCGAAGCAGCAAGCCUCACCACUGCUUCCCUAUUGACAGUGCCAGUGGGAAACAUUUCGUAGAAGCUGCGUGGUCUGAUGAGUUCACAGAGAAGGUGCGGACAGUGUAUCGACUACGUCUCCAUAACAAGAUGCAGGCUGACGAAGCGAAGACCAAGUCGACUGAUCAGCAACCAAGUGCAGUCGUUAAUGGAGCUGUAGACCAACCGGUGUCUUCAAAUGGCGCGUCAUCUACUGCUACCGCUCCUAUGACACCCACUACUGAUAAUGAAGUUGCUGGAGCGUCUUCAGUGUCUACAGCAACUGUGCCGCCUACAACUGGAGCCCAGGACCAGUCUCGCAAGCGACAGUUACCAGGAGUUGACGACGGGCGGAACAAUAAAGUGAUUCGCGCCAGUGAGUCUUUACGUUCCGAUGGAAAACCAUCAGUACCAACGGACGGUAUGAGUCUGUACGACCGUGUAAGGGCAAUGCACGACAUGCGGGUGAAAGCAGCGCAAUUCAAUGUCCCUCAAGCUCGAUCUCCGAAGGCGAAUUUGAACCACAUCCUGUCACAACGAACGGAUGAACGCACGCAUCAAAAACGCGAGCAGGAGGAGCGAGCAAAGCGAGAAGCUAAUCAUAAAUUGCAACAGCAAGAACUGUAUCGUCAGCAGGAACAGGCACGGAUUGAGCAAUUGAAGAAAAGGCAGCAGCACGAACAGGAGCAAGCAGCAAAGCGACGACAACAAGAAGAACGACAGCGCCAAGAAUUACAGAAACAACAAGAAGUGCAACGUCUACAAGCUGAACAAUGCCGACACGAGGAGCAGCAACAGCAGCAGCAACCAGAUUUCUCGGACGCAAUGGUCCCGCAUCGUAUGACGGCCGGGGCAGGAGAGGGACGCUUUAGCCCAACAACACCGAUGAGCACCAGGGUUCGCCAAAACCCCAGCAAAUCUGGCGAAGACGACGAGCUACGUGCAAUUUGGGUGAGCGACUAUGACAAUGUCAAUGCGUUGGUGAUGCAACUGGACGUGGAGAUCACCAGGCGGACGGAAGAAGGCCACGAAUUUGUGCACAGGUCGAACAAUAUUACGAUCCCGGAACAACUGAAGAUACAGAUCAACAACCUCCGUGCUCAACGAGACGCGGCACUUAAGAAGAGAUUCGAAUCGGUGGUUCGUGUGCUCAUCUUCUCGGAGGCGGUGCGCUCGUUUGCACAGCAAAGCGAACACGCGAACAUCUGGAGCGAUGUUCCGGCGGUGUUGACAUCGUCUCACAAGAAGUGCGCAGAGCUGGCAGCCGAAGUCCGCGAGUUCGAGUGUGAAGCGCAGAAACUGCGCGAAGGAAUUGAUGAGGCUGUGUCAAGCGGCAACCCCGCGCAGAUGCAAAACGUGGCACGUCUAGGCGCCUUGAUCGCCGACUUGGAGCAGAAGAUUCGAACGUCCAACGGCGAGCGCGACAAGCAGUUCAUCUUCAUGUUUCAGUUUAGCGACACCCUUCGAAACAUGGUGCGAGCCGAGUGGUCGUACUACGCAGUAAAUGUUCAAGGAGAUCUGGUCAAGAAAAACGACACUUAA
Molecule: messenger RNA, 1713 nt
Organism: Phytophthora infestans T30-4
Lineage: Eukaryota; Oomycota; Peronosporomycetes; Peronosporales; Peronosporaceae
Exons: 5
Coding region: 1-1713 (570 amino acids)
Source: RefSeq, a predicted model, not a curated record